Molecule: messenger RNA, 1788 nt
Organism: Closterium sp. Naga37s-1
Lineage: Eukaryota; Viridiplantae; Streptophyta; Zygnematophyceae; Desmidiales; Closteriaceae
Source: the annotation of a GenBank genome assembly
AUGGCGACAAAACGUCCCGCAUACGACGGGGUCGGCCGCAGCACUGCCGCCGCGACAACGCUCCCCUUCCUCCUCCUCCUCCUCCUCCUCCUCCUCAUCCUUUCAGCGUCGACGGACGCCGCAGCUCGACCCACCAUCAGCGCUCUCCUCGCCGCCACUGGACCAGCGGUGCGCCGCGUUGGCGGCGCCGGCCGCUCCGAGAAUCUCGCGCGGCGGGGCCUUAACGACUAUUCCGACUACCAGCCGUGGUUGGAACCCCCUGAGGAAUGCCAUGAGGAGCAGGGGAAUUUGAACUGCCCCAGUGGCGGCGGGUGCAUGCACGAGUCGCAGGUGUGCGACGGCAAGCCGCAUUGCUCCGACGGCAGCGACGAGUCGCCCGACUUCUGCCGCGAGUUCGACUGCGAGCUCGUUCGCAAGGCCCAAAGCCGCAACUCCUUCCCACCCCUUUCCCCUCUCCCCCACAGGUGUCCUGUCCCACGCUCACCGGGUGCAUGCCCCCGGGCAGCGAGUGCAACGGCGUGGCGGACUGCGCAGACAGCCGCAACUCUUUCCCCCAACCCUUUCCUUUUUUCUCCUUUUCCCUCGUUUCCCCUUUGGGUCCGCCAGGUGUCGUGCCCCUCGCUCACGGGCUGCAUGCCCCCGGGCAGCGAGUGCAACGGCGUGCCGGACUGUGCGGACGGCAGCGACGAGGGGCGGCAGUGCCGGCCGGGCUACCAGGACGACAGCAACUACUGCGCCGACCAGGGGCUCGAGCAGUGCCCCUCCGACCGCUACGCGUGCCUGCGCCAGGAGGAUUACUGCGACGGUUACGAGACGUGCUACGGGCACGACGAGGCGAAUUGCAAGAACCACGUGUGCUCAUUCGGGAUGAUUCAGUGCCCCAAGACGUUCUACUGCGCGUGGGGGACUCUUUGUGAUGGCGUGCAGGACUGUGUUGCGACUGCUGAGGCGGAGGACGAGAAUAAGGCGUUUUGUAGAGGGUAUAGUUGCCCCGAGGGGUUUAAGAAGUGUGCGGAUGGGUUGCAGUGCGUUGCAGAGGGGUUGUUUUGCGAUGGGACGGUGAAUUGCAAUGAUGGGAGUGACGAAGGGGCGGCGACGUGUGCUGUGACUCCCCCUGCUGGGGGUGGAACAGGCGCAGUUACCACUACUCCUCCUCCUCCUCCUCCUCCUCCUCCUCCUCCUCCUCCUCCUCCUCCUCCUCCUGCUGAAACUGGAUCGGGCUCUUCUGGAAGCGGCACUAUUGCGCCUCCUGCUCCUCCUACUCCUCCUACUCCUACUGCUACCCCCGGUGCCGGCAGUGGGGGUUCAACUGGGUCAUCUGGAGGAACUGUUGUUGUGCUGAGCGCUGAGGAGGUGGCGAGGCAGAGGAAGGAAGCAGCAGCAAGGAGGGCGGCUGCUGUUGCUGCUAAGAAGCAGGCUGCGGCUGCUAAGCAUGCUGCUGUGGAGGCACGGCGGGCGAAGCAGGAGGCGAAAGCUGUGGCGAUUGCAGAGAAGAAGAAGAAGCAGGAGGAGAAGGCGGCUGCUAUUGCUGAGAAGAAGAGGCUUCAGGAAGCUAAGGCUGUUGCUAUUGCUGAGAAGAAAAGGAAGCAGGAGGAAAAAGCGGCUGCUAUUGCUGAGAAGAAGAAGAAACAGGAAGAGAAGGAUGCUGCUGUUGCCGAGAAGAAGAGGAAGCAGGCAGAAAAGGCGGCUGCAAUUGAGGCUAAGAAGAAGAAGCAGGCUGAGAAGGCAGCUGCGAUAGAGGCUAGGAAGGAGAGGGAGGCUGCACGGGCAGCAGCUGUGACCAAGUGA